AUGCUUAAAAAUAUAUAGGAUAAUAAUACAAUGAUAUCUCCUUAACCGCUUCUGACAAAAAAUCAAUUAUACACUAAUUCUUCAAACAGCAACUUAACCUCUAAUUCAAAUAGCGAGCCUUCGUUUUUUAACACUUCUAAAUAAACGACUUAGUCUUAUUAGCAAGUUGGCUCUCAACAGAAAAAUUAUGAAAAACCAUCAAUAUUGAUUGCUUCAGAAGUUAAUUCUUAGCAAGCUAUUGGAGCUAUUUUGGACCUUAAGUAAAGUGCUAAAAGCAUUGGUGACACAUUGAUUUAUAUUUUUUCAUAAUUUAUUGAUCAUAUUUCUAGCACAGGGACGAGUGUGGAUUUUGAUUUCAUCAAAUCCUAAUGGAAUAUGUUAAAAACACAUUUACAGCCUUUUAAUCAGCAAAAAAUUACUGAAUAUUUCAAGCAGACAAACAAUAGCAGCAGAAAUCAAUCUUAUCACAGCAGCUACAGAAAUCUAUCUGAAUAGGUUAGCAAUAUUGAUAGCAAUUUGAAUCUUAUGAAUUAUAAUAAUGACACUUCGUUAGAUACAGCUAUACCUCCAAAGUCUAUGCCUACUUCUACCAGAAAUAAGCAAUAGUCUGCUAACACUUAAAAUCCUCAAGAAAAUGUCAGCAAUCCUAAUGAAAUGGCUAAAGCUUUUAUAACAGUUCAAAAUACUAAUACUUCUCAUAAACCAAAUUUAUUUUUGAACAAUUGUUAGAGUCCAUCUGCUCCUUCUUUAAUCCCUCAAACAAUUUCUUCUCACACUCCACCUCCAGUUAACACCAGCUAGUAUUAGAUUUAAUCAUAAAACUGCGUCAAAAGUGUUAGCUCUCAACCACUAAUUAGCAAUCUUUUGCAAUACAACUAAGGUUGCAGAGAUGAUGCUAUUUCACCUUCAUACACAAUAACAAGUGUUUCUAGAUGUAACAGCUUCACCACUACUAAUUAUCCAUAAGUAUCUAACUUCGAAAUAAGCACUGCAUUUAAUAAUAUUAAUUAAAACAACGAUACCAACACCUGCACAUCUAUAUAAAAUAACUAGUUUUAGAAUGAAGUUAAAAAAGAAAAUAUGCAAGGAUAACCAUUACUCUAGUAGUAAACUAUUUCAAUUACCUCAAGAAGUAAAAAGGAUGGUAAUUGGUCUCAGUAUAAAGCUGUCCCUAUUUCAACUUUUAAAUUAGAUGUACCAAGAAUGAACAAACACAUGCAUUAAAACUCUUAGAAUAAUAGCUAAGGUAUCUAAUCAUAAACAAGUAUAGUGUGUAAUGAAAAUGAACUGCAAUAGUAAGUAUCUGACUUAUCAUAAACUCCUGUAACACAAAAUUAGCCAAAUUCUACUUUCAAACGUGGUAAUUCUUAGUAUGAAAAAAGAAUGUAGUCUUCAUAAACAAAUUUCUAACAACAUCACACUUUCUUGUAGCAAUAAAGAGAGUCUCUUGCUAGAUAAACAUCACAAUCAUAAGAGAAAUCCAGUAUUACUAAGUUGAUGUAUGAUAGCAAAUCUUAAACGUUAGUGUAGGUCAAUAGCAGUGAUUCACAUAGAUAAAAUUUAUAAAUAAAUGAAUUCAAUUAAUAAAAGGUUUAAAAUAAUAAUUAGAUUUCUCCAAAGCAAAUUAAAAAAUAAUAAUUGUAAUAAUUAUCCUAAUAAUCUUUGACAAGUAAUCAGAAUUUAAAUAGUAAUUUUAGCUCAAUUAAUUUUUUGACUAACCCCAUCAAUCAGAGUUAACAAAAUUAAGGAAUUUCAGUUCACUCUUCUUCUAGCUUAUCUUAAAAGGCAUUUAAUUAAAUUUUAUAGCAGUAACAAAUAUCAGCAAUAACUAGCAGUACUCAUUAAAAUAUUUAGAAUAAACCUUUAUAAGGUAUUACUUUAUUAGCUAAUAAUUCACUCAAUUAACAGUUAUAAUCAUCACAAAGAGCACAAUUAAACUAAUCAAAUAGUAAAACAAUAGUUAAUAAUUCCUAAAAUACCUAUACUAAUUUGCAUUCAAGUUAAGAAGAAUCUACUAAAGAGAAUGACAGAUAUGCCUAUUAUGUAUCUAAGGAAAACGAAAUAUCUAAAGAAAAUUUAGACAACAAAUUUUUUGAAUCUACAAAAAUUAAUUAAUCUGCAGGAAAAGUCUAUUAAAAGUCAUCUUAAAGCAAAGUAAUUAACUUAAAUUCCUACUAAGUACCUUCCUAAUAUGGCUAAAAAUAAAAUUUUGAAAAUUGCAUCUCUCCUAUUAAAGGAUAAUAAUAAUCAAAGUCAUUUAACACUAAGCAUUUAUUCUAAAGUCCAACAAUCAGUAUACAAAGUUUGAAUGGUAGAGGAGUUAAUGCUGAUUCUAAUUAUGGGAAAACCUCUUAUAGAAUGAAAACUGAAUCAGACGCAAAAGUAAAAAGUGGAAGCACUACUGAAUAAAUACUAUCAACCUAGGCAACAAACGAUAGAAUAUAAGAUUUGAAUAAUCUAACAGGUGUAUAGAGUUAAAGAUCUAACAUAAAAUAUACUUUAAGCAGCCAGACAAGCAUUCCUUCAUCAACCUAAAUACCAGGAUAAUAAGAAGUUGUAAACUUUUAAGCAAAUUAGCUUAAAUCAAAAAUCCUAAACUUGAUUUCUGUUUAUUAAGAAAAUAAUUAAAUUAUUAACUCUCUCUCAUUCAAAUGA
Tetrahymena thermophila SB210 is the source of this 2655-nucleotide messenger RNA. RefSeq lists its product as hypothetical. The transcript has a single exon. The record is from RefSeq and is a predicted model, not a curated record. Lineage: Eukaryota; Ciliophora; Oligohymenophorea; Hymenostomatida; Tetrahymenidae.